Messenger RNA from Durusdinium trenchii, 513 nucleotides. Lineage: Eukaryota; Dinophyceae; Suessiales; Symbiodiniaceae. The record is from the annotation of a GenBank genome assembly.
AUGGGUGAUGGAACUCCGGCAAUGGGCAAGCGCCACAAGAAGACUCACGCAAUGUGCCCGCGUUGUGGGAAGCGCUCCUAUCACCAGCAAAGGAAGCAGUGCGCCUCCUGCGGCUAUCCUGCCGCGAAGAUUCGUUCUUAUGAAUGGUCUAAGAAGGCCAAGCGCAGAAAGGCUCCGGACACUGGCCGCAUGAGGCAGGAGAGAUCAGGAGAGCACCUGCAGCUUCAACUGAACGAUGCCGUCUUUGCGUCUGAGCCCUUCUGGCGCCCAGCCUCCCUGGCAGCAGUGCAGGAGCUGAUGAGUGCAAAGUGGAGCACUGUGGCAUCAGCAGUCUCCAAGGCCAUCAAAGCUGUGGAGAAGGAUUUUGAUUCAGCUAUUGCAGAGAUGCGUACGUCCAUGUGGCCCGUGUGCGGAGUGCAGUGGAGUUCCUUCAAAAGCGCCUGCAGAAAUCACCGAGGAAAGACUUUGACUCUGUGGUCGAGUCCUUGGACCUCACCAUCAAGGGGUACGUAG